ACACGUUUCAUCCAACAUCCGUUCCUUGAAGACACACUAUAAUGGAAGAAAAAAUGAAAAUCAACAUAAUGCUGUCACGACGCGUAACCUCGUCUCUUAUCGAUCUUAUUAGCAAAAAUCCAAGGAACCCGUGGAAAAUCGAACGCUGUCAAUUUCAUGUAACGAACGUGGCGCGACGAAAGAAAAAGAAGAAUGAAGAACAGGAUUUGAAGAUAAUUAAACCCGAAAAUUGCGAUGAUUUAACUAAGCCGACUCUCGAGACUUGUUGCAAAAAUGCGAUAGUGAUAGGAGGUUCAGAAGGUUUUGGUUUCGCGGCAGCUGAUCAUUUUUUAUUCAAGGGAGCUCGUAAUGUCAUAAUUGCGGAUGACGAUACCGACGAAGGGUUAAUGGCAGUGCAGAAGUUAUGCGAUUCUUAUGGGAAAGAUCGUGCCCAGUUUCUUCAUUGCGACAUAAGAAACCUCUGUCAAUUCGAAGCUGGUUUGAAACUGGCGAUUAAUAAACUUAAAAUUGUUCAUAUUCUAUUCAAUAAUCUUGACAAAGAUAGAUUGCCCACGAAAUGUAUAGAUACGAAAAAGAAUGAGAAUUAUACAGCCAGAACGAUUCGUGUGGGAAUGAUGCUAUUAGGAAAGAAUAAUGGUGGUUCUGGUGGGACAAUAAUAAAUUGUGCAAGUAUCUUUGGAUUCCUUGGUUGGCCACAGGAUCCAUUUCCCAUUUAUUGUAGAAAAGAGCCAGCUAUAGAAGUCACCCUGGAUUUCGCGAAAGAGAAUAAAAUAGAAGACACUGGAGUUCGUUUAAUAGCCCUUUGUCCGACAAACAAAUUAUUCCCUGAAAUAGGUCUACCAAAUUUUCCAGAACCAAUUCCGAAUAAAAGAGUGAACAACCUACCACCCUGUAUACCAUCCUCGAAGGAUCAAAUAGGACCUGCUUUAUGCUAUGUACUAUCCUGGGCACAAAACGGAAGUAUAUGGCUAGUGGAACCGGCGAUUAGUGUGUAUAAAAUCCCUAAAUUAAUUCAUUUUCCUUCGAAAGAAGGCGAGAAAGUCGAUCCCAAGGUGUACGAGACAAAAAUCUGUCCGAUUAAACUGAGGUCAGAUUGUGUCGAUACUUCCAAGGCCUGUAAUCCAAAGAAGAGUAGAUGGUGUCAAAAAAAUCCCUGUAUUCCAAGGAUGAUUAAAUGCUGUAAAAGAAAGAAAGCAUCGAAAAAGAAAUGAAACGUCUAAAACAUAUUUUACCAAGGAUGACA
Osmia lignaria (orchard mason bee) is the source of this 1243-nucleotide messenger RNA. RefSeq names its product development-specific 25 kDa protein. Gene Ontology annotation, molecular function: oxidoreductase activity, acting on the CH-OH group of donors, NAD or NADP as acceptor. The record is from RefSeq and is a predicted model, not a curated record. NCBI's taxonomy places the organism in Eukaryota, Metazoa, Arthropoda, Insecta, Hymenoptera, Megachilidae. Gene Ontology annotation, cellular component: cytoplasm.